AUUUGCGAGGUGAUGCACAGCCAGCGACCGCCUCUCCCCAUGCACCAUUCACCGAGGUCGCUAAAUGUGUUGACUGAGCUGGGGGCGAGUAGAAGAACUUUAGACAUGACAACUGAAGCGUAGAUGUUGGCGAAAGCCAUAAAAGUAAUGGCUGUUAAGCCCAAGGUCGGUCCUGCGCGAGCGAAAUUUGCUGGCAUACUUAGUGUGCCUACCCCGAACAUACAGCAAAAGAGGCUGAAGGAGCAUUUGGCAUCUUCGAGUGUGAAAAUUGGUUGCUUGGUCAUGAAUCUCGAAAAGUUCGUCAGGGUGCUUGUGAAUCAGCUAAAUUUUGAAGUGAGCUAUGGUUGCGCUGGAAUAAUUGCCAUAACCAAACUAGGAGCGUAGCACGGCCGACUAGCCCUACAUUGAGAGGCAUGAAUGCUCGAAUCAGGCUUGGAUCCGGUGCAGAACUAGUAUACGGAUGUCCAAGAGGUGUAAAGACCUGCCAGCAUAUCAAUACUUUAUGUUGG
Messenger RNA from Plasmopara halstedii, 509 nucleotides. RefSeq lists its product as uncharacterized. Bases 124 to 384 code for a protein of 86 amino acids. The transcript has a single exon. NCBI's taxonomy places the organism in Eukaryota, Oomycota, Peronosporomycetes, Peronosporales, Peronosporaceae. The record is from RefSeq and is a predicted model, not a curated record.